Messenger RNA from Betta splendens (Siamese fighting fish), 4256 nucleotides. RefSeq names its product proline, glutamate and leucine rich protein 1 (gene pelp1). Lineage: Eukaryota; Metazoa; Chordata; Actinopteri; Anabantiformes; Osphronemidae. Bases 1 to 3804 code for a protein of 1267 amino acids. The transcript is spliced from 19 exons. Gene Ontology annotation, biological process: rRNA processing. The record is from RefSeq and is a predicted model, not a curated record. Gene Ontology annotation, cellular component: nucleus.
AUGGCGGCGUCGGCUUGGCUGCAUGGCCCAUCUGCGAUGCGACUAACAGAAGGUUUGGUGUCGGUUCUGAAAGAACCCCGUCCGGAGUACCUCCCGUCUCUGCUGGGCGGCUACAGGGAGCACGGCGUGUUCCAGACCCAGAGUGCGAGCGUCGUCGGGGGUCUCGUGGGUUUCAGUAAUGCUAAACUGGGCUCCAGCAAAACCAGGUUUGAGGGCCUGUGCCUGCUCUCCAUGCUGGUUAAAGACAGCUCCAGCGAUCUGUUCCAGCAACACUGCAUUUCCUGGCUACGCUCGUUGCAGCAGGUCAUACAGUCUCAGGCCCCAGUUCAGACUAUCCAGCUUGCAGUGAACAUUCUAAAGGACCUCCUGCAGUACUCAUCCCAGAUAGCAGAGCUGUCCAGAGAGGUCGGCCUGAACUCCAUCCUAGGCUUCCUCACAUCCCUGCUGGGCCUAAAGGCGGAGUGUGAGCUUGCUGCGAUGGAGGGCAUGAUUGCCUGUAUGACGUACUACCCCAGAGCCUGUGGAUCCCUCCGGGACAAACUGGGAGCUUAUUUUCUGUCCAAAAUGGACAGUACAAACAAGAAAACACAAGAGAUGGCCUGUCAGUGCUACAGUCGCCUGCCCUGUCUAGGCGGUCUGAUGGAAAGAGGGGUGAGUGCUGGUAGAGCCGACGGUUGGACUAAUCAGAUUCACAGCUUGGUGGCCUCAGCCAACGGCCUGCUGGCUCAGAUGUACAACAGUUCAGAAACAGACGGAACAGUGCAAUACGAAGGUCCAGGGGUGGAGCUGGCCUUUUCUCAUCUUGACGAUUCAGAUCCCCUGAUACUGCUGCAACUCCAGCACAGAUACACAGCUGUCUGCCUGGCACUCAAGUACACACUCAGAGCGGACCCAGCCUCAGCUGUCCAUCUGCCUGUCAGACCAAUACUCAACCUGGUGUGCCGAGCCCUCGCUGUCAGCCUUAAGAGCAUAAGUUUAAUAGGAGAUGGAAGCGUCAAGAGUUUGCUGUUGCCCAUCAUACACAUCAACACACUGGAAGUGCUUUCAGCUGUCAUCACAGUCGUAAACAGUGGCAUGAUUCCAUACGCUGCCAUACUACAGAGACUAUUUUCUCAAACCCUGUCUGUUUGGACCCCUCCGUUUGAAUGCAGCCUAGGGCAGCAGAGAGCAUACAGCUCCGUGCGGGUGUCAGUGUACAGAGCCUUAGAGCUGUGGGUCCAGCUAGCCGGACCCUCUGCUAACAUUCUACAGGGAAGCUCGACCCACUCAGAUCUCCUGUUUACCCACCUGCUGGGUGACAUAACACCAGGAGCGGAGUCUGUCAAGUUACGAGCAGGUUUGUCUGCUGAUGCUGUUCCUGGGGGGAAACCAGGACCACGGAGGACAAAACCUCUGGUCAUAGCAGACACAGCAGGACCAUCCCUCCAAAGGAAAGGGGACCUCCUGGCCAAUCAAGACACUUGUCUUUCAGCCCUGAGAGCGCUGAGACAAAUCAUUCUCACGAGUGGUACUUUGCUCAAGGAUGACAUACACAAGCGCCUCCACGACGUGCUGCUGCCGCUGUGUGUGCGUUUACAGCAGCAGCAGACCAGUAGUAGUUCUGCAUGUGAAACAGCAGGGGGCAUCAGUGGGCAGUACAGCAGCGCUCUCUCCAGGCGGGAACUAUACAGGUUAUUGCUGGCUCUGGUCCUGGUUCCAUCGCCCAGCUGGCCCCCACCUCUGACCUGUGCUGUGUCUAUCAUCAGCAGAGGUCGGACUGACCGUAACCUCAAGGUCUCUGCAUUUUGCACUGAGGCUCUGACCAUCUGUAACUCACUUCUCCACCCCCGCACUCCCUCUAUUGCCCUUCCUUUACCUUCCCUCACCCUGAAACCCAACCCCACUGCUCCAGUCCUCCCCUCCUCCAGUGGCCCUACACCUGGACUCACCUUGACAACCCUCCUAGGUGGCCCUGCCCCUGCGCCUCCCUUUCCCACCCGCCACCCUCUUGGCUUAGGCACCCCUUCCCUUCUGGGCUCUUUGGAAAAUCACCUUUCCCUGGUUCCAGGGUUGCCUGGCCAGGGCCCUACGUCAGGUGACAUGAUCCUGUCCCCACGAACUCACCAUCCGCCUGAAACAGCUGGGCUUGGGCCUCCGGAUGGCCAGAGACCGGUGUUUGUUCGCUAUGACAAAGAGGAAGCAGAGGAUGUUGAGAUCUCUCUGGCUAGUGACUCAGACGACAGCGUAGUCAUUGUUCCUCCAGGGAUGCUCAACAUGGAUAACCAGCAGGAUGAAACAGGGGCUGCACCAAACUCCCAGAACAUGGCGUCCGCUGCACCAGGGACUACAGUUGCAUUGCAGGGGUCAGAAUCUGUUACCAUGGUCCCCACCACCGCAGCAACAACCACAGUAGAUGGGAUCUCGCUUUCCAACGACCUCAGCACUUCCUCCUCUCUCAUCACCACCUCCAGUACCCCCAUCAACUCCUUCCCUCCUUCUAGUACCUCAGUGGUCUCCCUUGUUCCAUCCUUGAACUCCAGCACUCUCACAACCCCACCCGUCUUAGGAGACUCUUUGCCAGGGAGACCCCAACUCCAACAGAUGUUGAUGCAGCCUUCCACAGCAGGCCAGUCUAGCUCUAUUGGUCUACCUCUCCAGAUGCACCACCUGCAGAAUCAGCUGAGUCAACAGGGGCGACACCUCCACCAGCACCAACCACCACCUGCCAGCAACGAAGAUUCCGCUGUCAUCAACAUAAACAGCACCGAUGAGGAGGAUGAAGACGAGGACAUGGAGGAUGAUGAAGAGCUGGAGGAGGAAGAGGAAGGGAUGGACGAGGAGGAUGAAGUAAGUGAUUUUGCGGAUGAAGAGUUGUAUGAUGGAGAGGAGUAUGAGGAUUAUGAUGAAGAAGAGGGUGAGGAGUUGGAAGAGGAGGAGGAGGAAGAGGAGGAGGAUGAGGAUGGCGACAUACCACCACUGGAGGAAGCAGGCGAAAAGGCCGAAGAGCUAGGGAUAGAAGAGGGAAAGGUGCAUCAAGCUGCAGUGGAUGAACCUGAGGUGGCUGCAUUCAGCAUCGACGCUGAUACAGAAGGAGGUAUAGAGGAGGUCCAAACCAACAGGGCAAUGUUCGGAGAGGACAGGAUGAAGGUGCAAAAGGUGGAGAGCAUUGGAGUCCUAGAGGAGGCACGGGAGGGGGGAGGUGACGAGGAUGAAAUCGAGAGGAUAGACGACCCCACCAUGCCACAGAUCCUGUGUGUGACGGGAGGUGCUCUAGAGGAGAGGGAUGAGCCUGAGGAAGAGGGAGCUGGAGCUGGAGAAGAGGUGGUGCAGGAGGCAAGCUCAUGGGAGCAAGGAGCCGGUGAGACUGAACCUACAGCCGCUUCAGAAGACGCUGAUCAGGACAAACAGGAGUCUGGAGCAGAGACCGCACAUGACCUCAGUGUGAGUGACAAGCAGCCUCCCGUUCUAGAGCGGGAGCAGCAAGAAGCUGUUCAAGGAGAUUCGGCAACUGCGCAGCCAGAAGCCGAGGCUGCAACAGGCCUGAAUACUGAAGGGGUGGAGGCAGAUAGAGAAAAAACGGGUGACGUGGAGGAGCAGCAGCAGCAGCCACACACGGAAGGAGGAGGUGGAGGAGAGCGUGAUGAAGAGGAGGCGAAAGGAGUGAAGAGGAAGAGAGAGGAGGCAUGUAGAGAGGAGGCUGGACCAAGCUCCGAGAAGAGAAAGAUUGAUGAUGACGCGAUGGCCUCCAUGUUGGCUGACUUUGUCGCCCUACCACCUGAUGAUGACGAUGCUGAAGAAGAACGUCCCUCUGGAUCCAACACUUAAUAGACACUCGCCGGCUUGAACUGAUUUGAUUUUACGUUACCAUGGCUACAGCAGAUCCUGUGUUAUUAGUGACAUUUCCAAGCCGGAGUUGCUUUAUACAACAGCGCCCCUUGUUUAUAUGUUUGUGGGUUCUUCCUUCAGACCUUGUUGCAGACUUCCAUUACACUAUGUGGGCUGUGUGAAUAUUCAAGGAAAGGGAUUUUCUUUUUUCCAGACAUCGUAAUUUGUGACAGAACUUUAAGUAUCAUGUAACAUUUAGUUUUCAACAGUUUGAGGCAGAGCUGCCCAGCAGCAGGUGAAGCUUCUCGUGGUCUGGUAAACAGUACGCAGUAUUAGCCUGUACUUAGUGUAUGAAGUGACUUUUUUGGGUCCAUCUGUACCUUUUUUAGGCUGUUCAUCAUCUUCAUUGUCAUAUGCUUUGUUAUAAACCAAGAUGGGUUCUUUGUAUUCUA